UGUUGUAGGAAGGCUUUUCUUGCUUCCGACACUGAAGGAUGUGUCUCACCGUCAUGUGCUUCACUGGCUCGUAUUGAGCUUAGGUAUUAUAAGCAGUGAUGUAAAUAUCUCCUGGCCAUGAUGAAACACCAUAACUGACAUAUGCGAGUGUUUUGCAGAUCCGCGGCGAGGAAUUGAUUGGAUUUUGGAUAUUUGUCAUCUCCCACGAAGAUUUUUAGACAUCUGUUCUUGAGGCCGUCUUGAAUCAGGACUCUUAGGUAUCAGUCACUAAGUGGAAUCCUGCUAGGAGCAGGUUACUCGCCAUCAUGCCGGACAGCAGUGGGAAUGAGACAUGUGCUAGCUCGUGUUACAUGAAAGCCACGUCAGAUGGCGUCUGGACCGGCGAAAAACCCAUUGAUUACGCCCUGCCGUUGCUAAUCAUCCAGCUAUGCUUGAUUGUCAUAUUUUCUCGUGCCUUCGCCAUCAUUCUGAAGCCCCUGCGACAACCACGCGUCAUCGCAGAAAUGCUGGGAGGUAUCGUCCUCGGCAGUUCGUGCAUGGGUUACAUCCCUGGAUUUACAGAAGCCAUAUUUCCUAAGGACAGUAUCACGGUUCUGACGACGAUUGCCAACAUCGGUCUGCUCUACUUCCUCUUCACCGUCGGCCUCGAGCUCGACAUGCGCUCCAUUGCCAAGACCGGCCGGGCUGCCAUGCUCAUAGCAGCCGUUGGGAUUUGCCUGCCUUUUGCUCUCGGCAUCGGCACGUCCUUCGCCCUCCGCCAAGUGCUCCAAGUCGACUCCUCGUUCGGCCCAUUCGUCAUCUUCAUGGGCGUCGCCAUGUCCAUCACCGCCUUCCCCGUUCUUGCCCGUAUCCUUGCUGAGCGCAAGCUUCUCACUACUGACGUUGGACAGAUGGCCAUGUCUGCUGCUGCUGUUAAUGAUGUUGCUGCCUGGAUUCUCCUCGCUCUCGCCGUCGCGCUUUCAACUCCUGGCUCGAGCGCGACUGUGGCGCUGUGGAUUCUGCUGUGCGGAGUGGCGUUUGUGGUGGUGAUGUUUGUGGCAGUGCGGCCCGUCAUGGCGUGGAUCGCUCGCCGUGUGACUCCGGGCGAGCCGGUGCCGGAGUGGAUAGUGGGCGUGGUGCUGGUGGGCGUGCUGCUGUGCGGGUUUGUGACGGACACCAUCGGCAUCCACGGCAUCUUCGGCGCCUUCAUCUUCGGCCUCGUGCUGCCCAAGGACGGCCCGCUGCCCUCGCUGAUCCUCGAGAAGAUCGAGGAUUUCACCUCCAUCAUCCUCCUCCCGCUCUACUUCGCCUCCAGUGGCCUCGCCGUCAAGUUCCAGUCCAUCUCGGGUGCGCCAGCUGUCGGCAUGAUCUUCCUCGUCAUUGGUACUGCAUGCAUCGGCAAGAUUGGCGGAAGCAUGGGAUCCGCAAUGCUCGCAGGCUUGCCGCUGCGCAAGUCGCUGGUGCUUGGCGUGUUGAUGAACACCAAGGGGCUAGUGGAGCUCAUUGUGCUCAACAUCGGCCUGGCAAAGAAGGUGAUUACUCAGGAGAUUUACUCCAUCAUGGUGAUCAUGGCACUGGUGACGACGUUCAUGACGACGCCGCUGGUGAUGAUGCUGUACAAGCCGGCGCGCAGGAAGCUGCCGCACACCACCAAGGUGGAGCAGCUGGCGCUGGCGAAUGGCGAGCUGCGGCUGCUGGUGUGCGUGCACGGCAUGAAGAACCUGCCCGCCAUGCUCAACCUCACCGAGGUGUCCCGCGGCACGCGCAAGCGCACCCUGCGCGUCUUCCUCAUGCACCUGAUGGAGCUGUCGGAGCGGUCGUCCGCCAUCAUGAUGGUCACGCGCGUGCGCAAGGACGGGCGGCCGUACUGGUCCAAGGAGAGCGAGCAGGCGGGCCGGGACCAGGUGGUGGUGGCGUUCCAGGCAUACUCGCAGCUGAGCCGCGUGAACGUCCAGCCGCUGACAGCCAUCUCCAAGUUCGACAACAUGCACGAGGAUAUCUGCAUCACCGCCGCCGACAGACGCUCCAACCUCGUCGUCCUGCCCUACCACAAGUUCAUGACCCCGGACGGGUCAAUGGAGGCGGUGCACCCUGGUUUCCAGAUGGUGACGCGCCGUGUGCUGCGAGCGGCGCCGUGCUCUGUGGCCAUUCUGGUGGACCGCGGCUUUGGCGGCUUCUCGCACCUGUCCCCCACGGCUGUGUCGUACCGCAUUGCUGUGUUCUUCUUCGGCGGGCCGGACGACCGCGAGGCGCUGACCGUGGCGCGGCGCAUGGAGGAGCACCCAGGCGUGUCGUUCUCCGUAGUGCGCUUCGUGGCCACAGAGGAGGUAGAGCUGGGCUUCGUGGUGGCGCAGCAGGAGCAGCACUCGCUCGUGCACGCCAGUGGGUCGGGGUCGGGCCACGGGCACGCGCACAAGGGGGGCGACAAGACGGUGUCGUUCCUGGUGCCCGUGGACAAGGUGGAGGUGGACCGCGAGAGGGAGCUGGAUGACGCCGCCCUCGCGCCCAUCAUCGACAAGGCUCACCUGGAGCAGGCGCAGGCAGGCAAGGAGGCGGCAGCUGCAGCUGGGGCGAGUCGGGAGGGAGAGGGAGGGGAGGAUGGCGCAGGGGUGAGUGGGAGUGUGCGGAAGCAGAAGCUGGUGUAUGAGGAGCGGCAGGUGGAGGAUCCGGUGGCAGCGCUGACUGCAGCGAGUUUGGACGACUAUGACCUCGUGAUUGUGGGCAGGGGGCGGCGCUCCACUGCCCUGGUGGCGCAGAUAGCAGCGCAGCGCACACCCUUCCGCUCCUACUUCCAUGGCCCAGCAGCCAUGAACCUGGGCAUGUUUGGCCAUGGUGGGAGGCACGAGGGCGCACACGAGGCUGGGUCGGAGCUGGGCCCGGUGGGAGACAUGCUGGUGGGCGUGGAGGGCCAGGCGUCCAUCCUCGUGGUGCAGCAGCACGACCCACACCUCAUGAAGAGCCCCUAUCAAGUGGCCGAUUCGACACUCGCAUCUGUGGCAGAGAAUGGAAAUGGUGGUGGUGCUGUUGACGGUGGCGGUGAUCCGGAUGAGGCACGCAACAGGGAGGAGUUAUGAGGGAAAUUUGUUGCACGCGGCGACACUGCAGGGUGGGUUUGGAUGAGAUGAUGAAGUACAUCUGACACUUCAUGAGUUUGCUUCGGCUUCCUGUUUGACAGCUGAUUAAUUCAAGCCAAGGUACAUCCAAUAGCAAUUUCUAUGAUUUGCUUGCUGGCAACAUCUAAUAUGCUUUAUACGGUAGGUAGAAGGCUUGUUUUCCUUGCUAUCGUGCCAUGUCUGUUCCAUGCCGUCAACGUACAGUGGCUUUUAUUUUCAAUCAGGCCC
This is a messenger RNA of Closterium sp. NIES-67, 3320 nucleotides long. The record is from the annotation of a GenBank genome assembly. Lineage: Eukaryota; Viridiplantae; Streptophyta; Zygnematophyceae; Desmidiales; Closteriaceae.